AUGUUGGUCACAGUACUAGUCUUCUGUUUCGCCACCUUGAUAAUCCUACCGCCAUCUCCGACGACCUGCACUGCCUCCUCCUCCUCCUCUCCAUCUGUUUCUGCUCUUUUCGCUUUCGGCGAUUCCACGGUGGACACCGGCAUGAACAACGGCCUUUCUAUGCCUUUAUAUAAGUGCAACCAUCCCCCUUACGGCAAAGACCUACCGGGGCAAGUCCCCACCGGAAGGUACUCCAAUGGAAAGAUUGGAGUUGACUUUAUGGCCUCAAACUUGGGACUCAAGGAAGACCUUUUGCCCUCUUACCUCGACCCGAAACUGACAGACCAUGAUUUGCUCACCGGGGUCAGCUUCGCGUCGGGAGGUUGUGGGCUAGAUGAUCUGACCUUGCAGUUAACCCAAGUCUAUAGCAUGCAGGAUCAGUUGGAGUAUUUUGAUGAAGCCGUAGAAAGGAUUAAGACAAGUGUUGGGGAGAAGAAUGGUAGCGAGAUUGUGGAAAAUGCACUGUUUGUGGUUGGUGUUGGGACGAAUGACCUCAUCCUGAACGUGUAUGACUUUCCUCUAACGCAGAGGAAAUCUCAGUUUACAUCUACAGACCAGUACUUUGAUUUUCUGCUCCAAAAACUCGGGUCUUUUAUUCAGGAUCUGUACAGUAGGGGAGCAAGGCGGUUCAUGGUGGCGGGUUUUCCACCGAUCGGAUGCCUUCCGCUUCAACAGACAUUAGGCGGCAUCAUCAAUCUGCGUCGGCGCGUGUGCAUCACACAACAAAACAUAGACUGUCAGACCUACAACUCCAAGCUCCAAGCCCUUCUCUCAAGUUUGCAAACCACAUUACUCCCUAGUUCAAGGCUGCUCUACUAUGACAUCUACAACCCCAUGAUGGACAUGUUCAACAACCCAGAUAAAUAUGGGUUUGUGCAAGUAAGUGAAGGAUGCUGCGGAACUGGGCUGGUUGAGUUGGGGCCUCUGUGCUCACGGCUCUCGCGGACGUGCCCCGACGCGUCAAAGUAUAUGUUCUGGGAUACGGUUCAUCCUACUGAAGUAGCAUUAGCUGUUGUUGUAGACUAUAAUCAAAAGACUGUUUUGCAGUUCCUAAAUUAG
This is a messenger RNA of Fragaria vesca subsp. vesca, 1098 nucleotides long. Its product is annotated as GDSL esterase/lipase At2g40250-like. The record is from RefSeq and is a predicted model, not a curated record. Gene Ontology annotation, molecular function: hydrolase activity, acting on ester bonds. Bases 1 to 1098 code for a protein of 365 amino acids. The transcript is spliced from 3 exons. Lineage: Eukaryota; Viridiplantae; Streptophyta; Magnoliopsida; Rosales; Rosaceae.